Messenger RNA from Ostreococcus tauri, 1815 nucleotides. RefSeq names its product RWP-RK domain. NCBI's taxonomy places the organism in Eukaryota, Viridiplantae, Chlorophyta, Mamiellophyceae, Mamiellales, Bathycoccaceae. The coding region runs from base 1 to 1815 and encodes 604 amino acids. The record is from RefSeq and is a predicted model, not a curated record. The transcript has a single exon. Gene Ontology annotation, molecular function: DNA-binding transcription factor activity.
AUGGACCGGGAGCGUGGGAUCGAUGCGGCGUGGUUCGUGAGAACGGAUGAGGAUGAGACGAGCGAGGGGACGGCGAGCGGAGGGGGGUCGAUGGAACGAGCGCGCGGGGCGGAGGAGGCGACGCGCGAGGCGACGACGCCGGGCGACGACGGCGACGACGACGACGCGUACGAGCUCGGUGAACGCAUGGAUGACGUGAGCGAGAGCGAUGGAUACGAUUAUGAUGAUUUUGAGGGGGGGGCGGAGGCGUUGAUGAGCGUCAAGGAUGAGCUCGCGGCGGCGCGGACGGGGAGUAAGACGUCAAAGGGAGCGAAGGCGAAAGCCGCGGGCGAGCCGAAUGGCUCGUUGAAGGGUGACGCCGAGAGUAGGGACAAGCGGAACCAAUCGAGAGAAAAUCGUCGCGUGCGACAGUUCCGAAGCGCGAGUGAGAUCACGCAGGAAGAGCUGUCGAGCUGCUUUCACCUACCGUCAGAGGCGGCGUGUCGCAAGCUCGGCGUGGGGUUGACGGUGCUCAAGCGUCAGUGUCGUAAGUACGGCAUCAAGCGCUGGCCGUUCCGGAAGAUGAAAUCGCUCGAUCGGCUGAUCACCAACGUCCAAGCUGGGAUCUCCCCGGGCGAUCAGAACAGACUUCUCGUGAAAUCGGUGGAGGAGCUCGAGGAUCAAAAGCGCAAGAUGGAGGAGUGCGCGAUGUUGGAUCUGGACGACACGACGAAGAAACUGCAGCAAGCGUAUUCAAAGGCGAAUCACAAGGCGCGAAGAAACCGAGGCGAGGCGACGCGUAUUCGUGUGCACGCGGCCGCGAACGCGGUGCGCGAGCUUGAGGCUCGACGUCGCGGCGGAUACGGAGACGAACCGAACGGAGCGGGCGAAACCUUGCUGGAGCUCGCGCACAAGAUUCACGACAUUACCGUGCCAGUUAAAGCCGCGACCGAAGCACCUGUACUCCCGCAGGUAUUAACGGGAUUCCCGGCGACGGCGCCGCCCGCGAUGCGAGGUGAAACGACGCCGGUGAAGCGAGACGACGCGACGCUCAAGCCGUUGCUGAGCAACACGCCGACGCCGCCGGCUGGGAACGGAGUCAAGGUUGAGAUGGAAAGUGUAGAAGGUAAGAAGGCGUCUACGUCGUCGAAUCCGAAACCGAUGAAAGGUGAUCUGGUGGCGGCGAAUUACGUGGGGCCGCCGGAGAAAGUGUUGACCGCCGUGCGAGGCGCGUGGUCGCCGGCUCGACCGGCUCGGAGAACGGACGAUCCCAGCGACACCGAAGCCUUCCUGUCGCCGAGAGGUCGAUCCGGGGGGUCUCGGUCGGCGGAUGAUGACGAUGGAAAACUUCCUCCGAAACCGCGCGGUAGAGGCCGUCCGCCGGGGCCGUCCAAGCGUGGUCGCAAGCGUAAGGGUGGCGACAUGGACGACGAUCCGCUCGCGUCGCUCGCCGCCGCGGCGCUCGAUUCCAUGGGAAACACUCGACCCGCAUCGCGCAGGCCGGGUCGAAAGCCCUCCGUGGGCAUUGCGUCUUCUGAAACCGCGAAAGCGAACGCGAAUGGAAGGACCAAGUCCGCCGUGACGGAGGAUCAUCCCGCCUUUGGAUUGGCUCCAGUCGUCAAGGGCGCGCGAAGCGGCGCGCAGUCGCGCUUGAGUGGGAUCGAGCGCGCUGAGCUCGAACACAUGUUCCGAGAUCGUCUCACCAAGGUCAGAGACUCCAUGUGUGAGGCGUUCCAGAUCGACCCGACCGAGUGCGAGGUGCACUUCAGCCCGAAACUCCAAGCCACCAGUCUCGCCACCGCGGUGGAGAAGCUCGCGACGCGAAACUCGAGAUGA